Molecule: messenger RNA, 1677 nt
Organism: Tachysurus vachellii
Lineage: Eukaryota; Metazoa; Chordata; Actinopteri; Siluriformes; Bagridae
Exons: 4
Coding region: 478-1677 (399 amino acids)
Biological process (GO): positive regulation of T cell proliferation; cellular response to lipopolysaccharide; cell surface receptor signaling pathway
Cellular component (GO): external side of plasma membrane
Molecular function (GO): zinc ion binding; nucleic acid binding
Source: RefSeq, a predicted model, not a curated record
UUGUGCACAUGUGAUAAAUAAAGUAAGCAAUGAUACUGCUUUAAUCGUCCAUUCUGUAUAGUUUGAUAAAACAGAACAGAAUGAAACAUGGUGGCAGCGGUCGUGAAUUCAGCCGAAGCGAAUAUCGAGCCGUGAAGAGUGAAAAGUGCCGCUAGCUUGUUGUAGUUAGCCUAGCACGCGAGCUCGAGCUAGUGAUAACACAGUUACAGACCUCGUUACGGAGUCGACGUCACGAUGGAUGAUCUCAAGCCGCCUCCAAUACUUUGUUUGGAUUCAACCAACUUAGCGAAAAGUUGGAAGGAGGAGUUUACGUUGUAUACGGACCUCACUAUGCCCGAUGCAGAAGAGACAACUAAAGUUAAGUUGUUUAAUUACCUCCUCGGAGAGAGGCAACGCUGACAAUCGGUGAUACAUCUGCGCGGAGGACAGUGAGUACAACGAUGACACAGUUUGAUAAACAUUGCAAUCCGCAACUGAAUGAGACCGUUGAGCGAUAUAAGUUUUUUGUUAGAGACCAAGGACAAGACGAAAAUAUUGACAGAUGUCACAGAUUUGAGAGUAUUGGCCAGCACAUGCAAUUUUGGUGACAUUAAGGACUCACUAAUAAGAGACCGUAUUGUGUGUGGUACACAGAGCCCUGUGAUGAGGGAAAGACUGUUAAGGGAAGAAAACUUAACGCUGGAUAAGUGCAUGCAAAUAUGCAGAGCUACUGAACUGUCUAAAGAGAACAGCAAAACCAUACAAGGUAAAAUGGUGGAAGAAAUACAUGCAAUGAAGAAGAAUCCAAGGAGAGACAAAAAGGAGGAGAUUAACUGUAACUUUUGUGGCAACAUACAUGAGAAAAAUAAACACAGAUGUCCAGCCUAUGGAAAGAAGUGUAAGAAAUGUGGAAAGGAGAACCACUUUGCUGCAAAAUGCAAGUCCAGGUUUGAGAAAAACAAGAAAGGCAGACCGGUACACACAAUUUCAGAAUCAAGUGAGUCGUGUGAGGACAUCAUGACAAUAACAGAUGUCAGUGAAAGCCAAGAGACAAUAAAUCAAGUGAAAGAAGCACACAGCAAAAGUCAACCUCUCUUUGCAGAAAAUCUGCCAACACUCCACAAGAGUCUUCCAGACAUCAUGUCCCUCCUUUAUAUUUCCAUCUUAUGGGUCUGUGCCUGUGUGGACAGUGCAGAAUCUCUGGUUACUGUAUCAGCUCCAGUGGGUUCCACAGUCAUCCUGCCGUGUAAACUGCCUGAAGACUUCAAACUAACAUCAUUUAUUAGGUGGCAGCUCAAUAAAGAAGUUGUGUUUGAGAGAAACAGUGAUGUUACAGAUUCAGGUUCAGGAUAUGAAGGACGUGUGGAUGUUCCUGUGGACGAGCUGCUUAAAGGAAACUGUUCCCUGGUGUUGAAGAACGUCAGAUUUACUGAUGACAAAAUCUACAAAAUCUUUACAAUGGUACAUGUGGACACUAACACUAAGGAAGCAAAAGAAAUUAACAGCGUUAGACUCUCAGUCGAUGGUUUCCUGCCGUUCGAGGUGGUUGAGUGCAGUGUGAAGGGCUAUGGAGAUGACAUCAUCUGUGGACCCAUUUGCUCUGUAAGCAAACUGGUGUGGUUCAAGUGUGGGAGGAAGGCUUGUUUUGGUGUACUGGGAGACCAAUCUCUCAAAGCACUUCAUGAUUACUGGUGUUAG